Messenger RNA from Ceutorhynchus assimilis (cabbage seed weevil), 654 nucleotides. The record is from the annotation of a GenBank genome assembly. NCBI's taxonomy places the organism in Eukaryota, Metazoa, Arthropoda, Insecta, Coleoptera, Curculionidae.
AUGAAUAUUAUUCACAAGCCGGCAAUUUUGCGAUGGAGGUUGAGUACGAAAGACGAAAGGGAUGGAAAUCUGAUGGAGCUAGAUCAGGAGAAUAGAGCAGAUGUGGAAUAUGUUCAACUUUUUCGGGUGAAAAUAAAACACGCGAGGGGAAAUAGCGAAGGGAAAACUGAUAUACAAGCAGCAAACAUCCCCGAAUACUCAUGGGUGUUUACUUCUGGAUUGGCUGUCAACACUACCAUCGAAAAAAUGGAAGCAUACCUUCGUUUCGGAUUGUGUUUCAGUCCCAACGGACAAGAAAGAUACUAUAAUGGACCCCAACUCACGGCCGAAGGGGGUCAAAGUAGUCAAGUUUUUAAACUUGAAGAAGCUAGUGUCUCAAAAGGGACAGGAAUCAAAAAUACCCAAGGAGAUAUAGAAACUACCUUGAGUCUUCUACACUAUAAUGUACGUUCACUGAGAAAUAAAGUGGACAAUCUAGAAGCUGCUCUGGGUGAUGCAAAUAUUGACAUAGUUUGUCUAACUGAGCACUGGUUGAUAGAAGAAGAAUUGGCAGUCCUUAGCCUGGAUGGAUACAAGGUGGCUACCUACCUUUUCUACCCGUGGUGGGGAUACUGUGAUAUUCCUGAAAAAAUUAUUUUGCUUUGGGAAAAUUGA